This is a messenger RNA of Trypanosoma rangeli, 855 nucleotides long. RefSeq lists its product as uncharacterized. The transcript has a single exon. Bases 1 to 855 code for a protein of 284 amino acids. The record is from RefSeq and is a predicted model, not a curated record. NCBI's taxonomy places the organism in Eukaryota, Euglenozoa, Kinetoplastea, Trypanosomatida, Trypanosomatidae.
AUGCACAUCCACCAGACCAUUCCUGUGACUAUUGUGGAUCCCGUGACAUCCGCUCCUUCACCUGCCGUGAAACAUAUUGAGGACCGCACGUUGUGCGCGUACCGUAACAUGGGGUUUGCACUCACGCACUUUCACCCCGCUUUGGUAGGUGUGGAUUGUCAUCCACUUGUCAUUGAAAACAUGAAUCAACUGCGUCUGUAUCACCGGAUAGAUUAUACCUAUCAUUUAUUGCUGCGUCAAACGUAUAAUGUGAAGACCUUUCAGACUGCACUCGGCAUCAUGGCGGAUCCACUGGAACCGUUUACAAGUGUAGAUCAGCUAGUGGACUCUCGACAUUUUGCCUAUCGUCAUACCGGGGCGGAUCAAGAUAUUAUCAAGAGCUUUUGUCGUCAGUUAGAAUCUCCCUUUGCUCCUGCGACGCAGCUUCGGCUUGAUGCAUUGGCAGUAGGUCCUCAUGCUUCAGCUUUUAUUACCUCUUGUGACAUCUUGACAGAGGAGUUUCUGUUGAACUUUGUCCGGACGGCCCACUAUACGCAUUUUCUCUACCAGCACACUACGAACCCGCGUUAUCUACAGGCUUGGGAAGCAGUCUAUGGGUCUCCCAAAGCCUUCUCGGGAAAACCAGUGCUCCUGUAUGUAGGUGUUGGCCCGCAAGAGUUUCCUGAGGACCAGAUGAAGGAGGGUACACAGCGUUCACUGCAGUCCCUUGUGGCACGUGCGACGAAACGUAUAGAGGCACCGCCAGCUGCUCCUUCACCUACGUUGAUACCAACCUCUGCGAGGCAAAUUGCACAAAAGUAUGGUGUUCGCUUGCUGCAGCGGUGGCAAAUGCGCUACUUUGUGGUGCGGCAUUGA